Messenger RNA from Staurois parvus, 558 nucleotides. The record is from the annotation of a GenBank genome assembly. Lineage: Eukaryota; Metazoa; Chordata; Amphibia; Anura; Ranidae.
AGCAGGCAGUGGGCCCCCAGGCGGAGCAGCAGGCAGCGGGCCCCCAGGCGGAGCGGCGGGCGCCGGGCCCCCAGGCGGGGCGACGGGCGCCCAGGCGGGGCGAUGGGCGCAGGGCCCCCAGGCGGGGCGACGGGCAUCGGGCCCCCAGGCGGGGCGACAGGCAUUGGGCCCCCAGGCGGAGCGGUGGGCGCCGGACCCCAGGCGGAGCAACAGGUCUCGGGCCCCCAGGCGGACGGCCACCAGGCCCCAGGAGGAGCGACAGGUCUCGGGCCCCCAGGCGGAGCGGCGGGCGCCGGACCCCCAGGUGGAGCGACAGGCACCGAGUCACCAGGCACGACAGUGGGCUCCGAGUCAACUGGCAUGACCGCUGGCACUGGGUCAGACAAUGGAUCGUCUGGCUGGACAGCGGGCAUCGGGCUGAGUGGAGGCAUCAGGCUGAGUAGAGGCAUCAGGCUGAGUAGAGGCAUCAGGCUGAGUAGAGGCAUCAGGCUGAGUAGAGGCAUCAGGCUGAGUAGAGGCAUCAGGCUGAGUAGAGGCAUCAGGCUGAAUAGAGGCAUC